GGAAUUGCCUACUCUCCCUACACCAAGUCCGGACUGUGCAAAUCACAGUCUCAAGUGCAACACGACAUGGACGUGUUGUCGGCCUUCGGCAUUAUUCGUCUUUACGGGGUCGACUGCUCAGGUGUGGACAAUGUUCUUGCAACCAUCAGCUCGAGCCAGAAGGUUUUCGUGGGGAUCUACAAUAUCGACGAUUCCAGCAUAAAUACCGACUUGCUGACAUUAAAGACGGCGGUCGAAGGAUCCACCAGAGGCUGGGAUGCCAUUCAUACGGUGCUGAUUGGGAACGAGUUGGUGAAUGCUGGCACUGCUACUGCGUCGCAAAUAGUGUCAGCAAUGCAGACUGCCCGCGCGUGGUUUAAAAGUAAUGCUUCCGACUAUACGGGCUCACUUGUUUCAGUGGACACAUUGGUGGCGGUGAAGGGCAACCCAUCGUUGUGUGAUGCCUCCGAUUAUCUUGCUGUCAAUUGCCACCCAUUCUGGGACGGAGGAGUUGAUCCCAGCAAUUCUGGUCCAUGGUUGCAAGAGCAAAUUGCAGCCUUGAAAUCGGUGUGCGGAAGUAGCAAGAAGGUGUUUAUUACCGAGUCUGGCUGGCCCACUCAGGGAGAUACAUACGGAUCCUGCGUGCCAUCGGUAGCCAACCAGUUGGCUGCUGUUAAAAGUAUUGGACAGACGUUAGGAGAUGAUGUGUUGAUGUUCACCACUUACACCGACUACUGGAAGGACCCAGGAGCAUAUAAUGUGGAACAGCACUGGGGAAUCUUUGGAGACCCUGCUGCGUAG
This is a messenger RNA of Yamadazyma tenuis ATCC 10573, 780 nucleotides long. It is a transcript of the gene SCW4, whose product is annotated as Scw4p. The record is from RefSeq and is a predicted model, not a curated record. Gene Ontology annotation, biological process: carbohydrate metabolic process; cell wall organization. NCBI's taxonomy places the organism in Eukaryota, Fungi, Ascomycota, Pichiomycetes, Serinales, Debaryomycetaceae. Gene Ontology annotation, cellular component: cell surface; extracellular region; fungal-type cell wall. Gene Ontology annotation, molecular function: glucan endo-1,3-beta-D-glucosidase activity.